AUGAAGUAUCCUCCAACUCCUCAGAGUAAAACUCUGUUAGAUAUGGAAGUAGCCAACUACUGUGAAGGCCUGGAUCCUUCGUACAACACGCUGGGCUUUGAGCAUGCAGAGGUACUCUAUGUAGGACGAGACAGCAUGCCGACAGAGCCAAGCCUGCCUGGUCCAGAUGGGAUCAUUAGUAACUGUGCAAUCUGUGGAGAUAAAGCCACAGGAAAACACUAUGGAGCCUCCAGCUGUGAUGGCUGCAAAGGCUUCUUCAGACGCUCAAUACGCAAGAGCCACGUCUAUACCUGCAGGUUCAGCAGACAGUGCGUCGUGGAUAAAGAUAAGAGGAACCAGUGUCGUUUCUGCAGACUCAACAAAUGCUUCAGAGCUGGCAUGAAAAAAGAAGCUGUGCAGAAUGAGAGGGAUCGGAUCAGUUCCCGAAGAAGUAUCUCCGACUCCCAAGACCUUCCAACCAUUACUAUUUUGGCCCAAGCAGAAUCAUUGUCCCACCAGAGCACUACUCCGGUUGGAAUAGCAGACUUGUCAGAGCAGAAGUCAGCCACUGUAGGGGACAUAUGUGAUUCUAUGAGACAGCAGUUAUUGGUGUUGGUGGAAUGGGCCAAAUAUAUUCCUACUUUUGGAGAACUUCCACUGGAUGACCAGGUGAGCUUGCUUCGGGCUCAUGCUGGUGAACACCUCUUGCUUGGGGUUGCCAAAAGGUCAAUGCCAUUCAAGGACUUCCUGCUUUUAGGUAAUGGCUGUGUGAUCCACAGAGACAGUCCUGAACCAGAGAUCUGCAGGGUAGCCAACAGAGUCCUGGAUGAGCUGGUGCAGCCCUUCCAGGAAAUACAAAUAGAUGAAAACGAGUUUGCAGCACUCAAGGCUAUUGUCUUUUUUGACCCAGAUGCAAAGUCUUUGCGGGAUCCUUCGAAGAUUAAGACCAUGCGACUGCAGGUUCAGAUGAGUCUGGAAGACUACAUUAAUGAUCGUCAGUAUGACUCCAGGGGUCGUUUUGGAGAGCUGUUACUCCUGCUGCCCACCCUGCAGAGCAUCACCUGGCAGAUGAUCGAACAGCUCCAGUUCAUUAAGUUUUGCGGCCUGGCCAAGAUAGACAACCUGUUGCAUGAAAUGCUUCUAGGAGGGCUUACAACAGAACCCACACACCUGCACCAUUCAGCACACACCCAGCUGGCCCAGGACCCUGUGACUGGACACACAUUGGUCAUCAGUACCAUGCCUGUCAAUCACACUCCACAAAUAGCCUCUCCAGACACUCCCAUCCCAUCGCCCCCGCAGGGUCCUGCACCGGAAAUGUACAAACAUUUUCCCCAGCCUGUUUGUCCUCCAGCGAGCCCUUCACCUUCUGCACAGACAGACCCCUGA
This is a messenger RNA of Pelmatolapia mariae (spotted tilapia), 1368 nucleotides long. RefSeq names its product hepatocyte nuclear factor 4, gamma (gene hnf4g). Bases 1 to 1368 code for a protein of 455 amino acids. Gene Ontology annotation, biological process: anatomical structure development; cell differentiation; positive regulation of transcription by RNA polymerase II. Gene Ontology annotation, cellular component: nucleus. The transcript has 11 exons. Gene Ontology annotation, molecular function: nuclear receptor activity; zinc ion binding; nuclear steroid receptor activity. The record is from RefSeq and is a predicted model, not a curated record. Lineage: Eukaryota; Metazoa; Chordata; Actinopteri; Cichliformes; Cichlidae.